This is a messenger RNA of Myxocyprinus asiaticus (Chinese sucker), 1448 nucleotides long. Its product is annotated as AP-5 complex subunit sigma-1-like. The transcript has 3 exons. The record is from RefSeq and is a predicted model, not a curated record. Gene Ontology annotation, biological process: endosomal transport; double-strand break repair via homologous recombination. Gene Ontology annotation, cellular component: lysosome; AP-type membrane coat adaptor complex; late endosome. Lineage: Eukaryota; Metazoa; Chordata; Actinopteri; Cypriniformes; Catostomidae. Bases 226 to 816 code for a protein of 196 amino acids.
CGCAGAUACACGGUCAUGUGACCGAAUACGGAAAUAAAAUUCCGCUGAGUUUGUGUUCACUACGGCAAUUAGGAGUUUUGACAGGUUAUUUUAAAAGUAAGUGUAUUUGUGUCUUCAGUUGUGCAGUUGUUGUAAGACUUGUGGGUGUUGUGGCUUCUGUCACAUGGAAAUAGAAGUGUAACAUCUCGCUGUUACUUAUGGAGUUCACCACAUCUUAAAUAAGAUAUGGUGCUGUGUUUCCUAAUUCAUACGGUGUGUCCGGUGAGCACACUGUCCGCUGGCGAGAGCCGGAUACUGUACUCGCGUGUAUUCGGACCGGAGACCGCAGAUGGCCGUGACUUCACACCGGAGCAGAGACGACUGAUGCAGAAAGAGAAACUUAACAUGGUAACGAGGCAGGUGCGGAGUGCUGUGGCUCUGAGCAGAGAGGCCUCUGGUAAUCUGUGUGUGGAGGCUGUGCUGGGUGAGGAGGCUGUGGCGCUGGGUGAAGCAGAGAGUGGGGUAUUUUCUCUGGGCAAUGCAGAGCUGUUUCCAAAUCAAAGUGUUGUUUUGUGGCUGGGGGUGCAGUCUCUAGCAUUCACUCUCGUCUGCAGACCCCACGAGAAUCUUCUGCUUGCAGAGGGAACACUUCGCAAUAUUGCACGUCACUGUUUAGAGGAACUCCGUCUGCUGGGACCUGGUUCUGAGGUGUUGCUGAAAAGUGAUCGAGUGGACGCAAUGUUGCAGAGACUCCUUCCUCAUGGUCAGCUCCUCUUCCUAAACCAUCGCUUUGCCCUCAGCUUGGAUAAAGAGAUAUCAAGCUACAUGAGCAAAUGAGAGAGCCUGUGUAUUGGUAUAAUUACAUUGGAAAGUGUUUGCCACAUAUUUUGAGUAAUAAAAUAAAAACUGUCUGUUAAAUCCAAGAUGCUCUGAUAUAGAUUACGGAAAUCACUUCUCCUCAGAAGGUGCAAUGCACACUGCUGCAGUUGUUUGGAAAGUAGAAUAUAACACCCACAAAAUGUAUUGUUAACUGGUUGUUCUCUAUGAGGAACUCUGAUUCCACUUUGACAUUAGAUUAGAUGGGAAAGUGUGAUCCCACACACACAAAAAAGCAUUGCAGCUUUUAAUAUCCAGGACAAUGAUUCUGAAGACAUAAAGAGCCCAUUCAAGAUGAAUGCUGAACUUAUUUGGACCUUUCCACAUUUAAGAGAGGGCAUCUCUGUUGUGUGGCGUGUGCCAGAGACCUUGUUUUUUCUUCCCUUUACAGCUAUUUUAUUUGCACGUGUGUUGUACAGCCUGCCAUCUUGUGUUAUCUGCCCAUUAACACUGUGAUACCUCCCAGCAGAAUGAUUUGUGAGUACCUGGGUAACUUGUCAUAACUGAUCAUUUUAUAACUUUGUGCAUUGAGUUUCUUGUUAAUGUAAGGCUGAAUUUAUAUUAAAUCUGACUGGAUGUUUUGAAAUAAAACC